AUAAUUUAAAACCCUAAUGGAUUGUAAAAAACGCAAGGAUUUGCAUCCAGUCACAGAUCUUGUCUUCAUCGCGAUUCAAAUCUACAUGAUUACCCUUGUUCUCCAGUCUAAUUAAUUCUGAUUGAAAUGGCGGCAAUUGCAGUUAAUCAGUUUGCUGAGUGCGUUACUUGCCAUGCUUGGAGCCCCGAUCACUCAAUGAUAGCUCUUUGUCCAAACAAUCAUGAGGUUCACAUCUAUAAAUCAGUUGAAGAAAAUUGGGAAAGGAUUCAUGUUCUGCAAAAGCAUGACCAAAUUGUUGCAGGAAUAGAUUGGAGUAAAUCAUCAAACAGAAUAGUUACUGUGUCUCAUGAUCGCAAUUCGUAUGUCUGGAACCAAGAAGGAUCUGUAUGGGUACCAACUCUUGUUAUUCUCAGGCUCAACCGAGCUGCACUCUGUGUGCAAUGGAGCCCUAAAGGAAACAAAUUUGCUGUGGGAAGUGGAGCUAAAACUGUUUGUAUAUGUUACUAUGAGCAGGAGAAUAACUGGUGGGUUAGUAAGCUAAUCAGGAAAAAGCAUGAUUCUUCUGUGACCAGUGUUGCUUGGCAUCCUAAUAAUGUUCUCAUUGCUACAACAUCUACUGAUGGAAAAUGUAGAGUGUUCUCGACUUUUAUUAAAGGGGUUGAUGCAGGUAAACCAAGGAAAUCAGGAAGUGGCUCCUCAUUAGAUGCAAAAUUUGGAGAGCAAAUUGUUCAGCUUGAUCUCUCAUUUUGCUGGGCCUUUGGUGUCAAAUGGUCCCCAAGUGGAAAUAGCUUAGCUUAUGUAGGUCAUAAUUCAAUGAUAUACUUUGUUGACCAUAUCGGACCUUCCCCUUCUGCUCAAAGUGUAGUAUUGCGUGAUUUGCCUCUUCGUGAUGUGGGUUAUGUUUGUCUCUGAGAAACUUGUAAUUGGUGUGGGCUAUGACUGCAAUCCCAUGGUUUUUGCAGCAGAUGGAAUAGGAUCAUGGAGCUUUGUGAGGUUCCUUGAUGAAAAAAAGUCAACAUCUUCUAGUGCAAGAUAUGGGUCACAGCUGACAGAAGCAUUUGGGAAGUUCUAUGGAAGCUCAAAACAGGGAACCAGUAAUGAUAAGUCUCGUGGUGGUGUUCAUGACAACUGCAUCAAUUGCAUUGUGCCUUUCAAGACAUCAUCAGGGAGUAACAAAAUGACAAGCUUUAGCACUUCAGGACUAGAUGGAAAAGUUGUGAUAUGGGAUUUGAAAAAUCAGGAAGACUUACUCGAGUAUAUGUAAUGUAAAUCUUAUGAAUAAAGGUUGUACCCCAUGCAUGGAUGAUUAUACUUUUCAAGCUUCUAUCUGGAGUGUGUCUUUUUAACAUCCGUAUUUUUGUUUUUCACAUGGUGUUUCUUAUAUACUAGAACAAUAUAAAUCAAGUAACGAUGCUA
Messenger RNA from Lactuca virosa, 1416 nucleotides. NCBI's taxonomy places the organism in Eukaryota, Viridiplantae, Streptophyta, Magnoliopsida, Asterales, Asteraceae. The record is from the annotation of a GenBank genome assembly.